Messenger RNA from Daphnia magna, 7551 nucleotides. It is a transcript of the gene CdGAPr, whose product is annotated as GTPase-activating protein CdGAPr. Gene Ontology annotation, molecular function: GTPase activator activity; protein binding; phosphatidylinositol binding. The coding region runs from base 710 to 6502 and encodes 1930 amino acids. The transcript has 15 exons. NCBI's taxonomy places the organism in Eukaryota, Metazoa, Arthropoda, Branchiopoda, Diplostraca, Daphniidae. The record is from RefSeq and is a predicted model, not a curated record. Gene Ontology annotation, biological process: small GTPase-mediated signal transduction.
CCAGCUGCGACCAUGUGCAGUCGCAGUCCAAAUAAUCUACUAGUGAAACUCUGUUAAAGAAUUUACGUUCACCGAAGACUCAUCGCAUGUAUGCGUCUGUGCGUGUGCGUUAAUUUAGUGCGCUGUGGGCAAGGGGGGGUUGUGCGCGUCUGUCACUUUCAUCCGGACAGUUCUCCAGGCGAGUUUUACGAAACUUUACAAAAGCGGUAUGACCAUUAAAUGAGAGCCGGGCACCGUUAUCCGCGGUCAAGCCUGCGGCGCUUCUCCUUCACGACGGUCAGACUUUAUCGUCCGUAAACCUUCGCCAAGAAGAAGACGAAGAAAGAAGAGGCAAACAUGUACAACAACAGCAGCUCUCGCUCCUCGGUGGCAUCGUGGAGAGAAGAAAAAAAGAGGAAGUAGAGAAGAAGAAGAAGGAGAAGAAGAAAAGAUGGUCACGGUCAGAUGGAUUCAGUGUUUGUCUUGAUAGUCCAUCGCCACGUCGCAUUUAGUGGAGCGCUUCUAUCUCAUCGAGGCCAUUGUCGUUGGCAUCACAACGUGAUGAGACCUAUAUCUAUCGUGCACCGCUCUUUGCCAACUCUUUAUUUUUCAUAAUUCUUCUCUGCAAAAAAAGGAAAAAGAUAUUGCGUCUAGAGACCUCUUUUUAUUCGGUCGCGCCAGAGAGAGAGAGAGAGAAAAAAAAAGAAGAGGCCAAAGGGAAGUGGAGGUCAUGUUGCGGUCGCGGAGUCUUGAUCUUUCGUUCAUCCGCCGUCGCGGCCGGAAGCGCUCGGCAAUCUUAGGCUCUGUCGGUCAGGCUUUUUUCAGGAGCACGUGCGUCAUGGCUGCCGUGACCAGCGCCAGCGAUCUGCUGGCGGCUCCGUCCAAACGUUCCAGAGGAUUGGCGGAUAUCGACCCGAAAUUCGUCUCUAACAGUGGACUCAGCGGCUUGUCGGAACUGGGGACACCUCGUGGCGGUAGCGUGCGGAUUCAGCACAGACCGCCCAAGCAUCCCGUCAUGUCGGCCGGUGGCAGCGUCGCUAGUGCUGCCGGAGCCGGAGGAAUCGCUUCUUGUUCGCCAUCGUCAGCAGCAGCCGCCGUGGAGACUUCCCGUUUCCCAAAACUGGACGAGUGCGCUCAUUUUCACUACGAUGUUGUCGAUCUCGGACCACUAACGAUCCAGCUACACGAAGAAACGGGCAAGGUGGUUCCUUCCCUAACCGAAUCGGAAGUGCCGCUCGUGGCACUGCAAAUCACGAGCUACGGCAAAUCUUGGGUACUCCGCCGUUCCUACGAGCACUUCCGGCUGCUGGAUGAGCAGCUCCACCGUUGCAUCUACGACCGCAAGUUCAGCCAACUGCCUCUCUUGCCCGAAAACGUCAACCAGCCAGCCGAGGUGGCGCUGAGACCGUUGCUGUCCAGCUACGUCAAUCGGCUAAGCGCCAUUGCCGGCAAUUUGAUCAACUGCGCUCCCGUCCUCAACUGGCUGGAAGUGGACAAUCGAGGACGGCGACUUUACCCGCCUCCGCCAUCCGAUGAUGCAGAUGCAGAGAUCAACACGCCGGCCGUGGCUGCUGCCUACGCCGUGCGUCGCUACGCCGCCGUCGCAUCAGACGAGAUCAGCUUCGAAGUGGGUGACAUGAUAUCCGUGAUUGAUAUGCCUCCGCCGGAAGAGAGUAUGUGGUGGCGAGGUAAACGCGGCUUCGAUGUCGGUUUCUUCCCGUCCGAGUGUGUCCGAAUCAUCGGCGACAAAGUCCCGGCUCAUUUAUCUUUACCCAACACUACGUCGGUCGUCGUGGUCGGCGGUGGUGGCUCGAAUCCGGCUGGCAGCAAGACACACCACCUGUUGAACCAGUCCGGAUGCAGUGGCGGCAGCGGCACUAGCGCCGAACACUUACCCACCAAACCUGUUUUACGCAAACACGGCAAACUCAUCUCAUUUUUCAGGAGUUUCAUCUUAUCGAGGCCGUCGCGCCGUAAACUGAAGCAAUCGGGCAUUUUGAAGGAGCGCGUUUUUGGCUGCGAUCUGGGCGAACAUUUGCUCAAUUCUGGACGUGAGAUCCCGAUGGUGUUGAAAUGCUGCGCUGAAUUCAUCGAAGAGUACGGCAUCGUCGAUGGUAUUUAUCGAUUAUCAGGCAUCACCUCCAACAUUCAAAAGCUCAGAAAUGCUUUUGACGAGGACAGGGUGCCCGCCCUGGUGGAGGACGAGGCCAUUCGACAAGACAUGCACGCAGUGUCAUCCCUCCUCAAAAUGUAUUUCCGUGAGCUGCCCAACCCGUUGUGCACCUAUCAACUCUAUGACCAGUUUGUUAACGCUGUCCAGGGACCUGAUAAUCUUCGAGUGGUUCGAAUGCGAGAGGUUGUCCAGCAACUCCCACCACCCCAUUUUCGCACGCUCGAGUACCUGACUCGGCAUUUGGCCCGCGUUGCAGAAAAUAAUGCCUCUACUGGCAUGACGGCAAAGAAUGUUGCAAUUGUAUGGGCGCCGAAUUUACUUCGUUGCAAAGAACUGGAAUUCGGUGGCGUUGCUGCCCUUCAGGGAGUGGGCGUGCAAGCGGUAGUGACGGAAUGCCUGGUGCGAUACGUCGACUUGAUAUUCAGUGACAAAGUACCGACCAUACCCGCUUCGUUGAAUGAAGAAUUGCCCAGCAGUGGUGGCGCUUUGAAAAGGACGAGACCGAAAUCGCUGGCCAUCUCAACACCUACCAAGUUACUGUCGCUGGAAGAAGCGCGCAACAGAGCGCUUCAAUUGGCUAGCAGUCAGAAUGACACGCAAUACAUUGAGGUGGGAGGCGGGCCGGCCUCUCUUCCGCCAAAGUAUCACACGGUCAUCGAGCUACCCAACGGUGACGGCCGCAGCAAACGUGGCCACAGCCUCAAGCACAAGAAAUCUCCGCUCGGAUGGAAGUCGCUUUUCGCCAAACCCAGUAAAGUCCGGUCACCUUCCAGUAAGGCACAGCGCAAGAAUUCUUCGGCCAGCACAAGUUCCACUGUUAGCAUGCCCGCCCAGGUUGCGUCAUCGUCUUCCAUGACUCCGCAACGCUCUGUGACAUACGUCCGUCCCAGAUUGAGGCCCGUUAAAAGUGCCGAGUCUCUAGUGGCUUCCAACCGCAAUUCGUCGGCCGGUGACAGCCAGUUGACGAGUCCGGCUGACGGCAAUAAAUUGGGAGACGUGUCAGACUGCGUGGCAACGCCGCUCAAGGACAGAGAAGACGUUGCGGCCAGACUGGCAGGCGAUGAAGAUGAUGAAUCGAUUCAAGACGGUUCGCUAUCGCGCUGUCAUAAUCGUUCCGCCUCGCACGAUUCGUACUUCCGCUUGCUCAUGACCAGCCGGACAGGAAUGCAAGUGGAUCCGCUGGACGAAGAGGGUGACGCAAGUCCCGAAGCUAGUGGUUUCCAAGAAGGACAAGCCAACGACGUUAUCUACGCCGAGAUCUCAAAAUCGGGAACGAAACAUUCGAAAGAGGAGACACGCACGCGAGUAUCGCCUUCGGGAUCAGUAGGUUUCGAAUUUGGCAAGAACAUGAACCUGACGGCGGUGGAAGAGCCUCAUUCUGGCAGUUCGAAGAUGUCGUUGAUCGAUCUGAGCCACCUGGACGACAGCGAAUUGAGUAUUAUGAACAGUCGGGAGAUGUUAGCCGUAUCGAAGAAGCUGUCUGACAACUCGAGCCGUCAGAUGAGCGACAGCAGUGGCAACAGCAACCACAGUGGCGACGGUGGCAGUUGCGUUGGGAGGGCGCGCCCGGCAAGUGUGGAUGAUAGCGUCAUUGACGACUCGGUCAGGGGAAUGCCCAUGAACGCGGAGCAGAUCGACGGAAAAGGAAAUUGGGCCGCCAGCAAUCCCGCCUACGAAUUGUUUUGCAUUCAGGCUGAAGUGCACCAUCACAACAGAAUGGAAGCUGCUGGACGCUCACCUUCGCCCGAUAAUACCGACGCCCAAAUGCCAGACAUGCCCAGCGAAAUGGCCAUGGACGGAGAUAAUGAUUCCCUCGUUAACGUCACCACGGAAGAUUACAGCUCGACAGAAGUACCAGGGGGUUCGGAAGACCGUGAAAGUUACACUUUGCAUGGCAUUAAUGACGUCUACGAAAAUGUUGACGUCGCCAACAACAGAACCAAUGCUGAAAGUUGCCGACGAACGUCAACUUCUCCCGUACCGGCAGCCUACGAGAACUUUGCGGACAAUGACGCCUACGCCAUGGUGAGAGUCUCUUCGAGUCAAGAUGCCACCUACGAGAACGUCAUCGAUCCAGCGAUGAUUGACGAAGAAUACGAACCGAUCGAACCGCCGCAGGAGCCGGUCAAUCAAACGACAGAAACCGGAGUUUCUUACGAGAAUGUGGAGCAAGCGAAAUAUGAAAACAUUGACCAGCCGGCCAUUGAAACGGAGAUGAGCCAGGCAAAUUACGAGAAUCUCGAUCAUCAGCCCAGCUAUGAAAACAUUGACGAAGGGUUAGCUGUUGCUAGUGGCAGCAAUGAAUCCAUCGACGUUGAUGGUGGGGAGACGUACGAGAAUGUCGUCCUUCGGGAUCCAUCGAGCAACGCAAGGCCUCUAGAUAUUGUCAAUGUCUACGAAGACGUGAUCCCUCCCCCUCCUAGGACGGAUGAAACGGAAGAAGUCAUCUAUUAUCAGGUGAAGGUGUUGCGUCAAUCAAUCCAGGAGGUAAACGAGCUUUUGCGUGAAGAUCCCACGGCUCUCCAGACCGCCAUCGCUGAUCUCGGAGAAUAUCCGGAAAGGAGCAACCCAGCGCCAUCUCCUGUCAAAAUCCGCAGCCAUCCCGCCAAGGAAACGUCUGCAGUGUCGACACCUGUUUCACCAGUCGAGCAGAAAGAUAUUAAAGAAAUUAUUGACACGUUUUGCACAGAAACGACUGUGGCCAAAGAUUCUUCACCUGAUGCCGAACAACUAGGAAAUGUCAUCGAAGAUGUCAAAGUCGAAGAGGCUCCAAAAAUAGCGCCACCCAAAGGUAUUCGUCUUUCGCUAUCGCCCAAAAGGAUGUCGACCGGAGACGAUUCCGGCAAAGCGGAAUCAAACGAGCAGAGCCGAAAUGUCAAGGAUCAGCAGCACCACCUACCUCUAUCCGUCUCGCUUCCGAGUUUGCUCAAUUCGAAUAACAAAAUGGCGGCACAAAAGCAGCAGACCGCGGCGCCUUCACGUAUGAACACGAGUCUACCUCCUACUCCGCUCUACGAUCUCUAUCCGGAAAGCGAAUCGGUAUCGAGUAAGCGUCGUUUCGAGUCGGAAAUCGGACGCGACCUGCUUCGCGAGCGCAGAAUCCGCAACGAGAUUGAAAAUUCCCGUCGCUCUGAGAGCAACCUUCUCCAGUCGCCGGAACAAACGUCUCCAAUCCGACGCCUGUCCACCUCCGAAUCUUCGGCAUUGAAAUCAAACAUGGGCAAACCUGCCCUGCCAAUCAAAAUCAAUUCCAAGAAAAUGGAACCCAAGAAUGUCCAGCCGUUGCCCGUCAAAAAGCCAGAGCAGGUAUGCGUCCGGCCGACAACGUUGGAGACGUCAUUCGAUUACGAACCGACUCCGCUCCAACGAAGAGCUUCUUCGCCCCUCUCGAGCGGAAGUCCAUUGUCGCCGGUCAGUCCGACGUCAGAGGGCAGAAAUUUCACGUCUUCCGGUGCUCGUAAAACGAGCGUCAAGGAGUUGCUCAACAAGUUCCAAACGGGUGGUGGUGACCAUAACGGCGACCGGUCAAAUCAACAACAACAACAACAACAACAACAACAACAACGGGUCAACACACCUACAUCACCUGUCAAACCGGUUACGCCAGUUUCGUCACCGUCAAACAAACAACUGGUUACGCACAUCCUGGACGAGUCGAAGAAGAUGAAAGACGAAGGCAAGGAGAACAUUGAAGUUCAUUUGACGCCAGCGCCGAAAUUAUCUAGCCACAACAAUGCGGCGGAGAGUUCGUGUGACGUGAUGAUCAUGGUGGAGAGCAACAGCGACGUGUGCAAAACGGGCGAAUCGACGAUGGAACAAGAUGCCAAAGAGAUGCUGCGCCAGAAAUCGUUGGGCAUCGACAUGAGUGAUCCGAGGACGAGAUUAAGGAUCGAACGCUACAAGGAAGAAAGGCGUUCAUUCCUGCGCGAAAAGUACAAAUCAGAGAGCUUCCGCAAUGACGGGAAAGAAGACGCCGUCAUUGUGCGUCUCAAACAAAAAGCCGGAAGUCCGACUCAUCAACAAGAGGCGGUUGAUGUGGAUAAUGUGGUCAGUUCCCCACCGCCACCUCCUUCCCUCCGGACGCCGGAUCCGGGUCUGAUUGACGAAGACGUCAACGUCAAGGAAAGGGCGGCUCAAUGGGCUCAAACUCUCCCUGCAACUCUGGUUGCCGCAGCGGCCGUCGCCGCUGCUACCACGACUGCUGCCGCUGCGGCUGUUACCACCGUUGCAACGCCACCGAUCAAAACCGUGUCGCCCACUCAUCGCAGUUGUUCCGAAGCGGUCAGCAUCGCUCCGCAGCAUAAGCGCAUUCGCGACAUGGCCGCCCUCUUCGAAAAAGAAACUCCCUGAAUAUUAGUAAAUUUCAAUAGGCUUUGCUCUGCGUUAGAAAGAAAACACUUUUCCCCAAUCCAUUGACGUUGCAAGAAAAAUUGGGCACGCCCUAAUGAAAUUGUAGGUACGAUCCUUGUGCGGCCAUCGUAACCACUCAUAAUAAGCAUAACAUUAAUGGUAGACAUCCAAAAACGAAACAAAUUUCAAUAACUCAAUCCCAGUUUAUUUGCUUUUUUCUCAUUGGUUUUGUUUAUUUUAGAAAUCUGAAAAGAUUUGAAUGAUCUGUAAUUGUUUAUGCGACGUAAUCUUUUCCUUUGAAUGUCUUAUCGCCAUGUACAUAGUGAAUUUGUUGAGUGCGUGUGAUUUUUCCGCCUUUGUGAUUCCUAAAGAAUCUCUCCCUCGACACUCGAAUCAGUUGCGUUUUUUCCUGCUUUCUUUCUCUCUCAAAAGAGAAACCCAAAAUGUUUUGGUGUCGCCCAUUUUUCUCGAACAAGCAAAACGAAAAAAAAAAAUUAUAAUAACAAUAAUACCAACAAACAAACAAGAAAAAAAAAGAGGAAAAGAAAAGCGCGAUUUAUAUUGUAGUUACAUUCUUGAUGUCUCUUACUUUCUAUCGCUGUCCCUUUGUCGCGUUGCCGUUAUAAUUUAUUUUGUCUGCGUUUACCGGCGUCUUUGGUCAAAUUGAUUCGAUGAGAAAACGGAAAAUUGUUGGGACGGUUUUUCUUCACCUUUCUGUGACCAUUGAGAAAUUGUUAAAAAAAAAAAAGGAAAUUUCAGAAGCCCGUCGUUUAGUUGCAACAUUUUCCUUCCGCUGUGAAUUUGAAAGUGUAUCCGCAUCUCUCUCUCUCUUUCUCUUGUUUAUCCUUCCUUUUCUUCAUCCCUUCUUUCACGUUGCCCAUGUUACGUCCGCAAGGAAUCCUUUGUGAUGCGCUUCUUUCGCCUACACGAACCUUUCGGAGUUGGCCUCCUCAAUGUCGGCUACUAUGCAGUUUAUAUAUAUACAUACUAUGUAUCCGUUACGUUGUGUAACAUGAUCGAGCGAAUACCAUGACGAAUGGAAAACAAGA